UUAGGGUCCUUCUAGUAGUAUUCUGUAUCUGUAGUGCAAGUGCAUGUCUUGUUAAUAUGGAUGAACUUGUGCUUUGAUCAAAGUUAGUCAAUAAAAUCCUUGCAGGCAGCAUGAGGCUCAACAAAUUUAUGAGUUAUGGUGCCCCACUCAUCAUCCUGGUGGUUGGUGGCUCUCUUGGCCUCAAGCAAUUCCAACAACUCAGCCCCUCCCCCGCCCCCCAGUUGGACAUCGACCGCUGGGAGAACAAGCGCGGGCCGCGCCCCUGGGAGGCCGACAACCCUCUGUACCAGGAGGCCGUGGCGCGCGCUCAGGCCAUCAAGGAGGGAACCAUCAAGACAACCUCCAUCGCCACAAGAUAACCUUCAUCACCACCACCAUCAACACUAGAUAACCUCCAUCGCCACCAGAUAACCUCUCCAUCAUCACCAUCAACACUAGAUAACCUCUAUCUACACUAGAUAACCUCUAUCUACACUAGAUAACCUCUAUCUACACUAGAUAACCUCUACGCUAGAUAACCUCUAUCACUACCAUCAACACUAGAUAACUUCUAUCUACACUAGAUAACCUCUACACUAGAUAACCUCUAUCACUACCAUCAACACUAGAUAACCUCUAUCUACACUAGAUAACCUCUACACUAGAUAACCUCUAUCAACACUAGAUAAAAUCUACCACCACCACCAACACUAGAUAACCUACAUCACCACUAGAUAUUUCUAGCAGGAUUUGACAGUAAUUUUUGAAGUUGCAGCACUCAUUCUGGAGUUAUAUAUGAUGUGCAUCAAGGCUUUACAAUUUUUCUGAAGCCCAAAAAUUUCAACGGCAACUGCCCUGUAUAUAUUGCAACUGCCCUGUAUAUAUAUUCAACUGUAUGUAUUGGCAACUGCCCUGUGUUUUACGUUGUAUAAAUGGUUUAGGAAACUAGCCAACUGUGUUUAUUUUAGUGGAACUUCCUACUAUAACUUGCUUUAGGAUUUUUUAUUAUGAUUGUUCCAUUGUGAUUUCAUUUGUUUUGUUGAUGGUACACAAUUAUGAUGCAU
Molecule: messenger RNA, 1043 nt
Organism: Hyalella azteca
Lineage: Eukaryota; Metazoa; Arthropoda; Malacostraca; Amphipoda; Hyalellidae
Gene: l(3)neo43
Product: cytochrome c oxidase assembly protein COX16 homolog, mitochondrial-like
Exons: 2
Coding region: 111-359 (82 amino acids)
Biological process (GO): mitochondrial respiratory chain complex IV assembly
Cellular component (GO): mitochondrial inner membrane
Source: RefSeq, a predicted model, not a curated record